AUAACCAUUUGGACGGUAGUGUCCCGCAUGAAAUUGGGAAGCUAGAGAAGUUAGAGAAACUGUCUUUGCGUAGUAACGAAUUUUCUGGGUCAAUCCCGUCUUCCCUUGGUAACAUGACUUCAUUGUUAUACCUCCACAUGGAGUUCAACAGGUUUGAGGGUAAUAUACCUCCAAGUCUUGGAAACUACCGAAACAUUUUAGAUCUUAACAUUUCAAGCAACAACCUUACGGGCACCAUACCUAAAACCCUUAUGGAGCUUUCAACCCUUUCAAUUUCUUUAGACCUGUCUGACAAUUAUUUGACUGGUUCGCUGCCCCUUCAAGUGGGUGAUUUAGUGCAUCUCACAGAGCUAAAUGUAUUAAGAAACAAUUUAUCAGGUGAAAUCCCGAGCAACCUUGGCAGUUGUGCUAGUUUGGAGCGCUUGCAUUUGCAAGGUAAUAAGUUUGAAGGAACAAUUCCUCAAUCUCUUAAAGAUUUAAAAGGCUUGGAAAGACUUGAUAUUUCAAGCAACAACUUGUCUGGGCAGAUUCCUGAAUUCAUAGGCAAGCUUGGUGCUCUCAAGUAUCUCAAUUUUUCAUACAAUGAUUUUGAGGGCGAGUUGCCUAAAAAAGGUAUUUUUGCAAAUGUCAGUGGUGUCUCUGUUGUUGGAAAUCAUAGGCUCUGUGGUGGCAUCCCACAAUUAUAUUUACCUUCAUGCCACCCAAAAAAGCACCAUUCAUCUCGAGGACCACUUUCCCCAAAAGUAGUCAUCCCUAUAACAUGUGCACUUGCAAUCAUAAUUGCUCUAUCAGGCCUCUUUGGUGCUUGUUCAAUGUCGAAAAAGUCUAGAGAUAGACUUGCAAGUUCACGUUCUUAUAAGGAUUGGAAAUCAGGUGUCUCAUACUCACAACUCGUUGAAUCAACUAAUGGGUUCUCUGUGGAUAAUCUAAUUGGUUCGGGAAGUUUUAGUUCUGUUUAUAAAGGGAUAAUUUCUAGUGUUGGAACGGUAGUUGCUAUUAAGGUAUUCAACCUUCAACAACAAGGAGCUUCCAAGAGUUUCAUAGAUGAAUGCAAAGUUUUAAGGAGUAUAAGGCACCGUAAUCUUCUCAAGAUCAUAACUGCAUGCUCAAGCAUUGAUAAUCAGGGCCAGGACUUCAAAAGUCUAGUUUUUGAGUUCAUGGAAAAUGGAAGUCUAGACUCAAUGUUGUAUCCAAGAUAUGAGGAGGAAUCUCUAAGUAAAAAAUUGAGUUUUAUGCAAAGAUUGAACAUUGCCAUAGAUGUUGCUUCUGCGUUAGAUUAUCUCCACCACCAUUGUGAAACGGCCAUUGUUCAUUGUGAUCUAAAGCCGAGCAACAUACUUCUUGAUGAAGAUAUGGUAGCCCAUGUUGGAGAUUUUGGUUUAGCAAGGUUCUUAUUCGAAACAUCAAAUAAUCCCUCAUUCAGUCAAACAAUGUCAUCUCAGCUAAAGGGUUCUGUAGGCUACAUUCCUCCUGGUACGAGUUUCUGUCAUUCUAACUUCCUUUUUAUGUUCUUAGUAAAUUAUUACUAAAAACCAACUAAUUAAUCUCUAGUUAUG
Pyrus x bretschneideri (Chinese white pear) is the source of this 1556-nucleotide messenger RNA. RefSeq names its product probable LRR receptor-like serine/threonine-protein kinase At3g47570. NCBI's taxonomy places the organism in Eukaryota, Viridiplantae, Streptophyta, Magnoliopsida, Rosales, Rosaceae. Gene Ontology annotation, molecular function: protein kinase activity; protein binding; ATP binding. Gene Ontology annotation, biological process: protein phosphorylation. The record is from RefSeq and is a predicted model, not a curated record. The coding region runs from base 114 to 1529 and encodes 471 amino acids. The transcript has a single exon.